AUUUGGAAUGUGUCUAUAAAUAGAAUUGUAAAUGGUAUAAAAGGAAAUUUAGAUCAAUUGAUUUAGCAUAUUGUUCGUCUGUAUGCAUUAAGCAUGUCUGAUAUAAGUAUAACUGUAAAUGGAUUCGGAGGAGUAGAACGAAGUGUUACAAUCGGACAGGCAGACAGUAUAAAAGAACUUAAAAACCGGGUGAAACAAACAUUUAAUUUAACGUUAGAGGAUGAUAUCAGACUACUUUACAUGUGCAAAGACCUUCGCGAAAAAGAUGAACACGGCAGGGAAAAGUUUGUAAAAGACUACGGUGUUGAGAAUUUGGACACGGUUUCUUUAGUUUUACGAGUGCACGGCGGUUCUGCAUCGAAUGUGUCUGGAAAUGAUCUUCCGUUGGCAACAGAACGAGACUUUAUUACCCUCGAGGAUACACCAGUCGGACAGAGUUGGAAAAUGCCUUGUGGUCACGUCCUUGGACCAGAUUCACUGAAAAGUAUAUGCAAAACUGUUUUGGCAGCAGGCGGCUAUGAAUUUCGAUGUUCUUACAAAGAAGGCGCAAAUUCUAAAUUCUGCAACAUGCAGUGGGACUUCUCGACUGUCAAACGUAUGGCUUUGCUCACUAAUACAGAAAUAAAGGAUUUCAAAAAAAAAAUUGCUUACAACUAUCGCAAGGCUUGCGGAAUAAAAGAAUGUCCUAAAUGCAAGUCAUUUUGCUCAAGGAAGCGUAACACUGAUCAGCGCGUUAUAUGUCCUAAUUGCACCCGUAAUGAUCGCAAAAACUACGAGUUUUGCUGGUUUUGCCUGAAAAUUUGGAUGUCUAGCGGAGUAAGCGAAUGUGGGAAUUCGGGAUGCUUUGGAAAAGAUGCAAGGCUCGAAGUAUUGAAGAACAGCGAAACAAAAGAAGUGGUUGGAGUGAAGUGUCCAAAGCUCCGAGCUUGUCCAACUUGUGGUGUUUUUAUUGAACAUAUUGAAAAGUGCAAACACAUGUCAUGCCCUUGUGGCACAAAAUUUUGCUUUAUAUGUUUAAAAAAAUCAGAUGUUAAUGGUUCAUACACGUGUGGCUCGUACAACACGAAAUGUGAAGUUGCGCCUGUUCAGACAGAAAUACCGACUCUUUAAAUACAACUGUAAUCGAACAUGACGACACAUUGUUGUUGUGUUUCCAGUAUGAUUCAAUAAUCGACCAUACAAUAAAAUUAUAUAUUAACUGAUGCAUCGCUUAUUUGUUUAAAAAAAUGAAAUGUUUUUACUACAAUUUUCUUCAUUGUAUACAGAUUGCGCAUCAUUCAUUUUAUGUUAUAAUCCGAAUUAAAUGUAUCUGUGUAUUGUGUUUAAAUAAUGUGUUUAAGAAAUAGAAUUUUGUUUACACAUUUCAGAAAUUAAAGUUGACAUUUGAUAUACAAAAACGUAAAUUUGAUACGUAAAAUAAACAUAACAUACUGUUUUUGAAUGUAUGUAUUAAAUCAUAUAAUACAGCUUA
Messenger RNA from Dreissena polymorpha, 1471 nucleotides. RefSeq lists its product as uncharacterized. Lineage: Eukaryota; Metazoa; Mollusca; Bivalvia; Myida; Dreissenidae. The record is from RefSeq and is a predicted model, not a curated record. The transcript is spliced from 4 exons. Gene Ontology annotation, molecular function: protein binding. Bases 94 to 1110 code for a protein of 338 amino acids.